This is a messenger RNA of Anisakis simplex (herring worm), 399 nucleotides long. NCBI's taxonomy places the organism in Eukaryota, Metazoa, Nematoda, Chromadorea, Rhabditida, Anisakidae. The record is from the annotation of a GenBank genome assembly.
AUGUUAUCCCCUUUUCCUAGAACGUAUGUGAUGAUCUCAUCCUAUCUUGUUGAAGAAUCUCUUUCAUCCUCAUCACGAACACCAAGCACAGAGUCAGCAUCGAAUAGCAAUGCUGCCGCACCAUCAUCAAGUAGUCAAGUGCACCCCUCUGCUGUAAUAUCUCCAACAGUGCCAUCGAGACCUGGUUGGCAACAGGACGGUAAACGGGUAUUCCCAACGUCAGCAAGCACCCCUCAAGCACAAACAACGCCCAUAACAACAACUGCAUCUGCGAUACCACAUCAACUGCAGAAGGAAUCAUCCCUGUCAACUAUUUCCUCACCACCUCAAUCACCAUUGCUCAAAAAAUCGUCAGUUCCAUUUUAUUUGCCGUGGAUAUUUGGAAUUGGGAUCUUUUAU